AUGGCCACGCCUAACACCGAAAAGGCUUCCCCUGGGUACUUUGAUAUAAACCCGAGAUCCUCAUCUAUCCAAACUCCAUACUUCGACGCCCCUAAGCCACAGUCCCCCGUCCAAACUCCUUUUUACGAUUGCGAACCACUGCCCACACCUUUUAUCGAGCAAUUACAAUUGCAUCACGGUCAUAAUAUUCAACCCAAGCUUCACCAAUCGCAGAACAAUAAUCACGAUUCCAACAUCACCUCGAGUGGGGUUGAUCCAUUUUUUGCAACAAACUCGUCGCCCCUCGGGUUCCCACUCAGGCAAUCACCAUUCCAGGGCGGCGCUGCUGUUGCACCGUCGUGGGUUCAAAACGGAGCUUUCGAUCAAAGGUUUCCUUUGCAGCGUCGGCAAACAUUAAAUCCAAAAGGAAUUGUCCCUAAGAAACCACAUUCCAUGCCAGCAGGACUGUCCCCAUUCAAUUCCUCAUUCGAAGAAUAUUCUGCAGAUAGUGUCGCCGUCAUAUUCAAGCAGCAACAAUCAUCACUUGAAUCCCCUUCCCCUCAAAAAAUUAUCUUGUUGCUCGAUUUGAGGACUUUCUCGAUACUAUCAUCGAUAAGUCGCAAACCAGGUCCAUUUACCUGCCCAACUCCUAUUAUCGAAAUGGCCGGAAUUAAUCCUUUUUUCUCUAACAUCCGGCAAAAUAUGGAGAUGAGUUCGGGUAUAACCGAAACGAUACCAGUUCGCGUUCCGCAAGGUAUCAAUUUAGACCGAUCGAAACUGCCCAAGUUUAUUUUAGACGUGGUUUACGGCGAUAACGGUGAUAGGAAACUAGCCGAAGCAUUUCAUGAAAUUGAGCGCGAUGAACAGAGGAGAUUGCAGUCACUAAUGCUUCACAAUUCAAAUCAGCCAACCACUGAAAAUCCCUUCAGCAUAUCGGCUGGUAUGGAAAAGGGAACCAAAAAUAGAUAUCAUAAUAUUUGGCCAUAUGAUCACGCUCGUGUCAAGAUUGGAGAAUGCAAAGAGGGCGAUUGUGAUUAUGUGAACGCUAGUUAUGUUCAAGCAGAUGGGUGUAAUAAACGUUAUAUUGCAACGCAAGGUCCCUUGCCCGCCACAUAUGAAGAUUUUUGGAAGGUGAUCUGGGAGCAGAACUCUCGAAUCAUUGUAAUGUUGACUAAAGAACAAGAAGCUGGCAGGAUUCAAUGUCAUCGGUAUUGGGCCGAGUGUACCGCAAAUCCCUGUCAGUUUGGUCCAUUAGAACUUCUCCUCAUUUCCGAACAUUCAAGCCAUAGUGUAGAUGGUGCAACAGAAAAUGGCAUUACCGUUCGGAAGUUCCGAUUACGUCACAGGAACCACCCGGAAUUGCCCGCUCGUGAAAUCACCCAAUUACACUUUCUUGGGUGGCCCGACUUCGGAAUUCCGGAUUCUCCGCGCCAUAUCCUAAAUCUAAUUGAAACUGCGAAUUCAAUCCAGUUAAAUGCAUCCAAACAAUGUGACGUUUCUCAAGAAAUCGGCCCUAUGGUUGUACACUGUUCCGCCGGUUGCGGUCGUACAGGAGCAUUCUGUACCAUCGACACCGUUCUCUCACUAUUUCACGAAAAAAAUUUCGAUACAAGUAAAGACAUCAUUCAGGAAACAAUUGCGCGUUUCCGCGAACAGAGGUUGAGCAUGGUUAAAACACUCAGGCAAUAUGUGUUUUGUUAUGAAGCAAUUCUAUGGAAAUUGUCAGGCGCCGCAUGA
Molecule: messenger RNA, 1716 nt
Organism: Acaulospora colombiana
Lineage: Eukaryota; Fungi; Glomeromycota; Glomeromycetes; Diversisporales; Acaulosporaceae
Source: the annotation of a GenBank genome assembly